This is a messenger RNA of Monopterus albus (swamp eel), 3121 nucleotides long. RefSeq names its product centromere protein T (gene cenpt). Gene Ontology annotation, biological process: mitotic cell cycle; kinetochore assembly; chromosome segregation. Gene Ontology annotation, molecular function: protein heterodimerization activity; DNA binding. Gene Ontology annotation, cellular component: kinetochore. NCBI's taxonomy places the organism in Eukaryota, Metazoa, Chordata, Actinopteri, Synbranchiformes, Synbranchidae. The transcript is spliced from 16 exons. The record is from RefSeq and is a predicted model, not a curated record. Bases 249 to 2978 code for a protein of 909 amino acids.
AAUAACGCGGUACCAGAGUCUAUAAAUAUUUUGAUAUAAUCGCGCGGGACAUUGUGAGUAGUGAAGCUGUGGAAUAAAGACCUUAUAUGAUAGCUAACACAGAAUUGAUGAUGUUUAACUAGACCAACCCUGAUAUAAAUAUCGUUCCUCGGUUCAGCCUGGUUUGUUGGAUUCAGUUUUCUGCAGUAAAAUUUCCGAAGCAGUUCAACCGUUUGUCAGCUGAUUGUGGUCGUUGGGUUUCUAGCUAAAUGGACCAUACGGAGGAUUUAUCUGCUCGGGUCCUGCUAAAACAUAUUCUCAGCACCGAGCCACCGAGGACUCCCAUUACCCGCAGUGCCUCCAAAGCACAGAGUACCACCGGGACUAGGCGCAGGGGGAAAGAUGCAGAUUCCCGCACCCCACAGGACAUCUUGAGGCGCAGCCAGAGACAUAAAAUGCGUGAGAGUAUAAUCAGAAAAUCCCUACCCGCUUCUACAAGGCGUACUGCCUCAGUUGUGCUCAGAAAGAUGGGCACUCCUGCCUCAGCCUCAGUUCUGUUUAGUGAGGGAGAAACACCGAGGCACAUACUCAGGAACAUCCUGCAGACAGAGCCUGUGAAGACCCCUGUGGUUCAUAAGAAAGCUACCUCAGAAGAGCCGCAGCUGCCUUCAGUCAAUUCCAGCAUUACCAGCAAGCGUCCAAGUAUUGAGCUGUCAGCAUUGGAUCUGCCUGACUUAACAACUGGCAAUGUCACAACCACUGCAAAGGGACUGAGCAGAAAGAGACCGCGUCAGAGCUUUAAUGUAACAGCUUUUGAAAAACGGCUUAAAAGGGGAGAUGAUAUUGAAGAGGGAAAUGAAGAAUCAGUAGAUGACCACUCAUCACUCUCUUUGUCAAGUCCCACUGCUCUGGAUCUAAAAACACCCUUUGUGGAUGUUCAGAUUAAAAAUAGGGGUCUGCAGAGAAGGGUUCUCAACCGUCAGAGGAUAACGGAGGAAGAUUUUGGAGCUGCUGUAAAAUGGAGGAAGAUGGGAGAUGGUGAAGAAGGAAAAGAAAAAUCACUAGGCGACUACUCAUCACUUUCUUUGUCAAGUUCUACUUCUCUGAAUCUGAAAACACCCUUUGUGGAUGUUCAGACAGAGAAAAGGGGUCUGCAGAGAAGGGUUCCCGAACGUCAGAGAGUCACAGAGGAAGAAUUUGGUGUUGCUAUAAAACGGAAGCAAACGGGAGAUGGGGGCAGCUUGGCACCUGGGAAGCAGCUUCUUAGUGAGACUACCUACAUAGAGGGCUUCACUUUGGGCCAAAGUAAACUCAGCGAACAUGAUAUCACAACUGAUAUCUUCAACUGUAACACGGCACUCUACGCCCAGCCUGGUGCUGUGGCUUCCAACUUCUCCGCUGUUGCAACACAGGACAAAAUCACAGUGAUGGCUUCUCAACUUCAGAGACAGGUGAAAGAAAUGGAAGCAGAGCAGCACAACCUGGAGAAAGAGAAAGCAGUGUAUGCAUUUCCAUUUGAGGAGGGGGUUGUGAUGGAACCUAAGAAUGAAAAAUGUGUUUCUCAGUCAGAGGAAGAUGUGCAUACAGCUGAAUUUCAGGAGGAGGAUGGGAAGUGUACUGAUGGUCAGAGUGCAGCUCAUCCUCCUCCUGAAGAGGACCCUGCAACCAGGUCUCAGUUGGAGGAAGAAAAUGUUUCAGUAGACUCCCAAACUGAAGAUGAUGAUGGUGGAGUUUAUUCCCAGCCUAAACAAGAUGCUACUGCUGUGUCUCGGCCAGAAAAAAAGGAGGUUGAAUCAGACCCUCAAGCUGAAGACGAAGUUGGAGCCAAAUCUGAAACUGGAGAAGAAGCCCUAGGUGUUGGUGAAGCCAGGUACCAUUCUGAGGAAGAGCAGGAUACACCAGACUCUUCAAGUGAGGAAGAAGCUGUAGCUGACUCUCAUCCUGCAGAAAGUGCUGCUGACUCCCAGUCUGAAGAAGAAGGGAUAACAGACUAUCAAAGUGAUCAAGAGGAUCUUUCAGCCAUUUCCCAAUCUGGGGAAAAUGGUGUGGCUGAGUCUCAGCCUAAAAAUGAGCAUAAUGGGAAGGAGGAAGAGUUGGAACAGGAAUCUGAACAGCUAGAAACGGACUUGGAACACAUCAGUCGAAGGACUCGUUUCUCUGAGGGUAUAUACAUAAUGCAUGUUACAGAGGCAGGAGUGGAUCUGGCAGGGUGGUCUAAUGGCAAGUCCAAAGCACACAACAGCCUGGAAAUGGGAAGUCAUGAGAGCAGUCAGCCUCCUACUGGGGUGUCCGACUUACCUGACUCUUCAGCUCAAGGACCGAAAGAUGAUUCCCAUCCUGUGGCCAAGCCUGAUGCUGAUAAAGAGAACUCCUUUACUCCUCUGGGGGUAAUACAUGAUAUUGAAGAGAACGGGUACCUGAGUGACGCUUUACCUGCAGCAGCUGCUGCUCAGGACCCUGCUGAAGAGGAGGAAGAGUCGGAGACCAAAAGAUGUCAUCUUAAGUUCCCCUGCAAGACACCAGCAUUUGUCAGAGUGAAAAGAAAUUUUUUUCACACUGAUCCUCUGGCCUCAUCUUGUGUCCCUACACAAGCCAGUGGUACAAAGGAACCUUCACCUGCAGCUAAACCGAAGCAGGUCAGACUGAGGAAGAGAGGGCCAGCUAAGAAGGAAGUAAGCCUUCCUAAAAGCUACCUUAUGGGUGCCUUCAAGCACUUUGCCAAAAUGGGGGUCUCUGCAGAUGUUUACCCUGUUCUGAAAGAAGUAAUGGGUCAUUUCUUUAAGCGGGUGGCGGAGGACUUGGAGACGUAUGCAAAUCAUGCAAAGAGAAAAACCAUAGAGGUUGAGGAUGUUGAGCUUCUGUUGAAAAGGCAGGGUUAUGUGAAUGACAAGGUGCCAGUGGAAGUUCUUAUUGAGAAAUAUCUUCGCAUGGAGCAGCGCAAGCUCCUGAUCCCUAUCGCAACCAGUGGAAACGUUGUCUUCCCUAAAAAGCGGAAGUGAAUGUUUUAUGUACAGCUAGACUGUAUAGGUUUUCUUUUUAAUUUGAUGUUAUAUGCUAUAGUAUGAUCUCUGUGUGAGCAUAUAUAUAUGUAUUAUUAACUUCUAAAAUGAAUAAAAGCUGAAAUUAAGUUCUCCUCUUUAUA